UUUCGCCACAGCCAAACAUCAAGCAUCACAAAAACCCUAAUCUCCUCUCUCUUUCUCUCGAAUCAUCCUUUUCCGUGUUUUCCCCUCAGUCAAGCUCAAUCUCCGGUCGAUCUUCCGACGACAGGUGGUGCUGCUGCUAUCAGCAGAUUUUCAAGGUGAAGGGUGUUACCGUUGAAGAGUCUUUUAUGUCCGUACAGGCCCUCCACUAUUUGGGAACUAUUGGGUUGCUUGGAGAAUAUUGUCCUUCAGCUAGAAAAAAGAACAGUCAUUUUUCCAACAAAAUUGACUGCAUGCAUCUCGGGCCAUUUCGAGAAUACCCAGAGUUUCACGGUUGCAGUUGGCCGCAACCUUUUCUGAUUGCUGAGGAUCAGCCUUCUGUUGUCUGUCAGAAAACUAUAGAGAAAGAUACUACUACCUUUACCCUGAGUUCUGGUAUUUGCUGCCUGUGACGUCAAGAGUUUUUGUUUUGAAUUGUUGAUCAAGAUGGCUUUGCAGAACAUUGGUGCUGGCAAUAGUGAUGAUGCCUUCUACAGGUACAAAAUGCCUAAAAUGAUCACCAAAAUUGAAGGCCGAGGAAAUGGUAUCAAAACAAAUGUAGUUAACAUGGUUGAUAUUGCAAAGGCAUUGGGGAGGCCUGCCUCUUACACAACCAAGUAUUUUGGCUGUGAGCUUGGUGCUCAGUCUAAAUUUGAUGAGAAAACUGGGACUUCCCUUGUUAAUGGAUCACAUGACACUGCUAAGCUUGCUGGUCUUCUUGAGAACUUCAUUAAGAAAUAUGUCCAGUGUUAUGGUUGUGGAAACCCUGAAACUGAGAUUUUGAUUACUAAGAGUCAGAUGAUACAGUUGAAGUGUGCUGCGUGUGGUUUUGUAUCAGAUGUGGAUAUGAGGGAUAAGUUAACGACAUUCAUUUUGAAGAACCCCCCUGAGCAGAAGAAGGGAUCAAAAGAGAAGAAGGGACUGAGGAGGGCUGAAAAAGAGCGUCUUAAGGAAGGUGAGGCUGCUGAUGAGGAGCUGAAGAAACUGAAGAAAGAUGGAAAAAAGAAAAGUUCCUCUACCAAGGAAGGUAGCAACAAAACCUCUACAAAGAAGAAAGCCAGUGGAUCUGAUGAAGAUCGCAUAUCACCAACUCACAGCCAGGUUGAUGACAAGGAAGAUAUUGAUGAUGACGUAGAUGAUGUUCAGUGGCAAACUGAUACAUCACUUGAGGCUGCUCGUCAGCGCAUACAGGAGCAACUGAGUGCUGUAACUGCUGAUAUGGUAAUGCUCUCUACAAAUGAAUCAGAGAAGAAAGCAAAGGUUGCUAUGGUAGGUGGGAGUCCUACUGUCGCUUCUCCUGUGCAUGAAGAGAGUCCCAAGGCUGAGAAUGGUCAAUCAAGUGUGCAUCAGACCCUCGUUGAUGAGUUGAAAGCAAACAUGAAGAAAGUUACUUCCGCAAACCAGCUGAAGGCUGUUCUGGGAUCUCUCUCUGGAUCUGCUGAGGAAAAGACAAUUGCUUUGUUUGAGGCACUCUUUGAUGGUGUGGAGAAAGGUUUUGCAAAGGAGGUGAUCAAGAAGAAGAGCUAUCUAGCUGCUGCUCUUGCUCAAGAUGAGGGAUCACAGUUGUUUUUGCUUAAAGCAAUUGAGGCAUUCUGUGGAAAGGCUAAUUCAAGUGCGUUAAAAGAAGUUGCUCUAGUUUUGAAAGCUCUUUAUGAUGCAGACGUCUUGGAGGAAGAGUUUAUUCUGCAGUGGUACGGGGAGGGGCUUAAAGGGAGUAACAAAGACUCUCAGAUAUGGAAGAACACGAAGCCCUUUAUUGAUUGGCUCCAGAGUGCUGAAUCAGAAUCUGAGGAGGAAUGAUAUGUUUUCUCUCUCAUGGGUGAAUGUAGCUGAAGAGUUUGUCGUCCUUGUCUUUUUAUUGAGGUUUUUAUUGGGGUUUCGGGUUUUUAUAAAUAAAGAAUGGUCCACUAGGUCUGUUCUGAUUUGGAGUUCGCCACACUAGUUUUUUAAGUGAGUGUCAUUUUGUGUUGUGAUUUCUUUUCAGUCUUAAUUUGGGUUUAGCGUCUAUUGUUGUAAGCUACCCUGUUGGCUGUUGCUUCUGAGUCUUGUGACAUUCUAAUGUUGUUAUUUACCUGGAGUUAUGUUCUCUUUUGUCAAAUCCAUUCCUUGUUACUAUUGUAAUUUUUUUAC
Rubroshorea leprosula is the source of this 2166-nucleotide messenger RNA. Lineage: Eukaryota; Viridiplantae; Streptophyta; Magnoliopsida; Malvales; Dipterocarpaceae. The record is from the annotation of a GenBank genome assembly.